Molecule: messenger RNA, 2381 nt
Organism: Girardinichthys multiradiatus
Lineage: Eukaryota; Metazoa; Chordata; Actinopteri; Cyprinodontiformes; Goodeidae
Gene: ubxn7
Product: UBX domain protein 7
Exons: 11
Coding region: 57-1637 (526 amino acids)
Biological process (GO): proteasome-mediated ubiquitin-dependent protein catabolic process
Cellular component (GO): nucleus
Molecular function (GO): ubiquitin binding
Source: RefSeq, a predicted model, not a curated record
GGAAAAGACUGUAAAGCGCAUGCGCCACAUUGUAUGUUGUUGUUUCUGGCGGUAAGAUGGCGGCGCUCGGAGACACUUCAGCUCCGGGGAUGAACGGGUUAAUACAACAAUUCACAGCAAUAACAGGGGCCACAGAGAGCGUUGGAAAACACAUGCUUGAAGCAUGCAACAAUAACCUGGAGAUGGCAGUGACCAUGUUCCUGGAUGGAGGUGGGAUGGCAGAGGAGCCCAGCACCAGCUCCAGUUCAGCAGCAUCAAGCAGCAGAGCGCCCCCUACAGAUGAAGUACGAGCACCCAUUCCCCAGAAGCAGGACAUUUUGGUGGAACCCGAACCUCUGUUUGGAGUGCCAAAGCGAAGACGGCCUGCUCGAUCAAUAUUCGACGGUUUCAGAGACUUCCAAACGGAAACAAUCCGUCAGGAACAGGAGCUGCGUAACGGUGGAACAGUGGAUAAGAAACUGAGCACCCUGGCAGACCUUUUCCGUCCUCCCAUUGAGCUCAUGCACAAAGGGAGCUUUGAGACGGCUAAAGACUGCGGACAGCUUGAAAAUAAGUGGCUAAUGAUCAACAUACAAAAUGUUCAGGACUUUGCGUGCCAGUGCCUCAACAGGGAUGUGUGGAGUAACGAUGCUGUGAAGAACAUCAUACGAGAACAUUUUAUAUUCUGGCAGGUUUAUCACGAUAGUGAAGAGGGACAACGAUACAUCCAGUUCUACAAGCUGAACAAGUUUCCCUACAUUUCUAUUCUUGAUCCACGCACAGGGCAAAAAAUGGUGGAGUGGAACCAGCUGGAUGUGGCGUCGUUUAUGGAGCAGGCAACGGGCUUCCUGGCAGAGCACGGCCAGCUCGACGGGCCUUCCAGCAACGCCCCUCCUGCCAAACGGGCUCGCUCGGAGAGUCUGAUUGACGCCAGCGAAGACAGCCAGCUGGAGGCAGCGAUCCGAGCCUCCCUACAGGAGACCCACUACGACUCCUCAAAUGUCCUUGAAGCACCCGACUCACCUCGAUCAGAGGAUGAAUCGGAUGCGGAGCCUUUCUCGGACAGCGAGGGGCCCAUCUCUGUUGAUGGCUCAGACAGCGAAACACCAGCACCACAUGAAGAAAAAAGUUCUACAAGCAAACACACGUCAACGGCUACAGUCACCGCCGCCCAGCAGCGUCUACAUCCUGAUAGUUCCACUUCCUCCCACAGAAAAUCUCCGUACAAAGAGAACAAUCACAGUCACAAAAAAGAGGAGAGCAAAAAGAAUCACCUGGAGCCCUCGGCUCCUAGUCCACUUCAUCCUCAGCCUGAAGCAGACUCUGGAGGGAAUCACUGCUCCUCCCAAACCAAAAGUGCUGGAACUUCCAACAUCAUCACCACAACUUGUGAUGUGGACUGUCCUGAUGACAAUGGCCCCAAAGCCAGGUUGAUGCUUCGUUACCCAGAUGGACAGAGAGAGCAGAUCUCCUUGUCUUCAAAAGCAAAACUUUUGGCACUGGUAAGACACGUCCAGUCCAAGGGUUACCCUAACGAACGCUUCGAACUCGUCACCAACUUCCCCAGGAGGAAGCUCGCCCACUUGGACUAUGACAUCACGUUGCAGGAAGCAGGGCUUUGUCCACAGGAGACUGUAUUUGUUCAGGAGAGAAACUAGCCUUCCCAGAAACAUUCACAUUCUGCUUGUGUAUCUCUAAUAGACCUCACUGUUUCAAACAUCCACAAUGUGAUCUGCCGACGAUCGCAGUACUUUGAGCUCUGAAGGGGAGGCUGCUACUUGUGACAGGGCGGAUGUUAAAGGAUGGACUGCUUUGACUGUCUGAAUACUGACAUCUCCGCUGACAGUCUAAUGCCUUUGUAAUGCUCAACAAUUGGCCAGUAAGGUGUUUCAUAUAUCAGCAUCAGUUUGGUUUCUUAAUAAUGUCUAUUCUGUACUAAUGCAGCACAUUAGAGCAGAAUACACAUGGUUGUCUCCUGUUCAUAAAACCUCAAAUAACAGAUCACUAAUUGACUGUGGGCCACCAGAGACUUGUACAAAGAUACUUUUACUUCCCAAAAUGUAGAUUAAAUGUCAGAGUUUAUUUUCUAGCUCUUGUUUUCUUUUUUUCUGUACAUGGACAAGUGAAGGGAGGUUCAUUCUUCUUUUUUUCUCCAUCAUUGUUUCAAAUGUUGGAACCUGGAAGACAAGAGCCCUCGAGGAACAGGUCCAAAACUUGCAAGACAAAUAAAUGUGUUUUAAUACAGAUUGGAAUAAAAACGAAGGGGGUACAGCUCCUCAGUCGAACCUGCACCACGCAGAGACUGCUUAGCGAUACUGACGUUGAGCCAUAGUCACUCUUUCUUUUUUUUAUAUAUUGCCAAGAAAAUAUGCUGAUAUUGAAAUAUAACCACCAAAAACCAA